AUGUUUACUAGCAGGGGGCCUGUCACGGUCAAGCUUCGACUGCAUCAUCGCGAGCAUUUUGGCCAGGGUUUCCUCGAAAUCCGGCUCAAAGAGGCAUCCACUUUGUUUGUCGCGGAAGCCGUCUCCAGCGAUGAUAAGUUUGACACUCAUGAGCAAUUGAAAUCCCCCUUCCAUCAGUCAAUGGGUUAUUUUGAGGAACCCCAUGUCGGAGUUAAAUUCCUAGAUGCCAACCCUGGGCUGUGUGGCCCUAUUUUUGAGGUAAGCCAGAGGUGCUGCGCGGUAGCUCAGCGGGUCGUGUUCAAGUGCCGAUAUAUCUGCUCCGUCGAGUCCUCGUCUUGGCCGUUAAGUUGGUUAGAAUGUCAAUGUAUUCCCCGGACACCCACGUUUUCCUGCCUCCUCGCCAAACCGACCGUCACAGCCCUCCUCCGUGAUUCUUUGCGUCCCAACCGUUUUCAGCAGCGGCGUGUUGCCUCCUACCUCCCCAUCUCAACUUCCCCUCUACCUAUUCUCGCUGCAGAACUCCACUACGUUCUUGUCCCUUUAGCCGUCUUCCUAGAUUAA
Laccaria bicolor S238N-H82 is the source of this 561-nucleotide messenger RNA. RefSeq lists its product as uncharacterized. The transcript has 6 exons. NCBI's taxonomy places the organism in Eukaryota, Fungi, Basidiomycota, Agaricomycetes, Agaricales, Hydnangiaceae. The record is from RefSeq and is a predicted model, not a curated record. The coding region runs from base 1 to 561 and encodes 186 amino acids.